Molecule: messenger RNA, 418 nt
Organism: Closterium sp. Naga37s-1
Lineage: Eukaryota; Viridiplantae; Streptophyta; Zygnematophyceae; Desmidiales; Closteriaceae
Source: the annotation of a GenBank genome assembly
CUUUGGAGUGCUCAUGCUGGUCGUGUUUACACGACGCCUACCAUUUGUGGAGGCUGAUGAUUCGGGUCAGCUGGUCACAAAAUGGGCGUCGGACUGCCUCUCCUCGGGGGACUUGGACAGCCUCAAGCACCCCACCAUGGACGCCCGUGCAGAUGCUGUGAUGCGUGUGGCUCAGCUCGCCCUCUCCUGCACCGCAGAGCGCACUGCAGCCCGCCCAAGCAUGGCACAUGUCGCCAACGAGCUGCAUGCUAUCCGCGAGGAGGUGGUGGGGAAAGAGGAGCUGAGCGCGGCAGUAAAGGUGGAUGUGCAGGUCAAGGAGAAGGAGGCUGUAGCCAGUGCGUUAAGCCUCGACGAACAGCUUCAAUUUCUUGAUGGCAACUUGGCUGAAGGAAAAAAUAUGUUUAGUAUUGACAAGUAG